AAAAGGUGCUGAAGGUCAAACACCUUCAGUCACCGCAAUGCUCUCCAACUUUCUUCCUCUCCUGCUGGUGCCAUUACUCGCCACGGAUGCCCUGGCAGCGAGGAAAUACCAAGAAGACACCAGAAGAACGAAUCAUCAACAGAGCCAGAAACAGAGUGAACAAGAAGCGGGCGACUUGACAGACGAAUGUCCCGAACCUAACGGGUACUUCGCCGAUGGGUACCAAUGCGACAAGUACUACGAAUGCAAGGACGGUGUCAUAACUGAAAAACUAUGCCCGGACGGUAUGGUUUUCAACGACUUCAGCAUACAACACGAAAAAUGCGACCUCCCUUUCAACAUCGACUGCUCACAAAGAUCUCAAUUGCAAACACCACGUCCGACGACUCACUGUCCCCGUCAGAACGGCUAUUUUUCACACGAAGAUCCAAAAGUCUGUGAUAAAUUUUAUUUCUGCGUGGACGGAAAGUUCAACAUGAUCACCUGCCCCGAUGGCCUGGUGUACAACGAGAAGACUGGCAUCUGCACAUGGCCGGACGAGGCAAAGAAAAAGCACUGCUCCAGCGAAGAGGUGUUCAAGUUUGAAUGUCCCAAAGUCGACAUGAAAAUCGGCCAACAACAUCCACGAUACCCAGAUCCAGAGGACUGCCAGUUUUUCUACGUCUGCAUUAACGGAGAAGUGCCGAGGAGGAAUGGAUGCAAGAUUGGACAGGUCUUCAACGAGCAGUCUGGCAAUUGUGACUGGCCUAGAAAUGUUCCUGAAUGCCGGGAGUGGUACAAAGGAGUUUUGACAGAUGAAGAGCUCGAAGCCCUUGAACAUCCUAAGCCGAAAGUGAGGAACAGUGCUAGCGCUGCUGCAUACUCAAAAAGAAACAAGCCAAAGGUUCAACCAGAAUAUUAGCUUUAAACAACUGAACUUAACAGCACACAAAGCUCAAAUCAAUAUCAUCAACUAAAUAUUUUCAAAACAAGCUGGCAGUCCUCAACAAAAUCUGUAUAAAUGAAAUUUUGUAAAUUUUUUGUACUUGUUAUUUGCCAAUAAAAUAUUUAUUCAA
This is a messenger RNA of Cimex lectularius (bed bug), 1055 nucleotides long. RefSeq names its product protein obstructor-E-like. Gene Ontology annotation, molecular function: chitin binding. Lineage: Eukaryota; Metazoa; Arthropoda; Insecta; Hemiptera; Cimicidae. Gene Ontology annotation, cellular component: extracellular region. The coding region runs from base 38 to 901 and encodes 287 amino acids. The transcript is spliced from 5 exons. The record is from RefSeq and is a predicted model, not a curated record.